AUGGCUGUGGUAGCAGAUGUUCAGAAUCAUGAAUCGCCAGCCCCAAAGAAGAAAUCCUUUUUUCGAAAAUAUUUUCUGGAAGGACAACACCUUGAUACGUCAGCAGUGCAAUAUGUUCCCGAAGAUGCUGAUUUCAUCGAACGAUUUGUGAUCGUUUAUCGGAAAUAUAUUGCCUUUCUCGUGCCGAUGAUCGUCAUGCAGACACUUUGGUGGCUGACUGCUGUACGAUAUGAUUGGUUAUCACUGUACAAGACAAGAUGGCAGAUGCCUCUUAUCAUGAUACUCGGGGCACUUGUAGCAGGCAUGACGUCCGAAGGAGGUGGAGCUGUAGCAUUUCCAUCUAUGACUCUUGGACUACAUAUAGAUCCUGUCACCGCAAGAGAUUUUUCACUUCUUAUGCAGUCAGUAGGAAUGAUGUGUGCACUAACCGUUGUUCUGAUUAUGAGAGUGCAAAUCGAGCAAAGGGCAGUUCUUUUCGGAACGCUUGGUUCUGUGCCUGGUAUAAUCUUCGGCUUCAAAUUCGUGAGUCUUUGUGUUCAACUCAACUUAGUAUAUUUCUGGUUUGACCCACUUCUCGACGCUAGUCAAAAGAAAAUGCUAUUCGUCUCAAUUUGGGCAUCCUUCGCAAUAGCCUUAUUUAUUUUGAAUUCGCACAAGAAGAGAAAAACUUAUCCAAAAAUUCCCGAUUUCAAGCCUUGGAAGGCGGUGGUAUUGGCUGCUACAGGAUUUGUAGGAGGAAUCUUUACUGCUUUUGCUGGGUCUGGCGUGGACAUUUGUAUUUUUUCCAUGAUCACCUUACUCUUCAGAGUGACUGAGAAGACUGCCACUCCAACCACCGUCGUCUUGAUGGGUUUGAACUCUAUGGUCGGAGGGUAUUACCGCCUAAUUUGGGAAGGUGACGUCACCAAACUUGCCAUCGAGUACCUGCAGGUCUCUAUUCCCGUUGGCGUUACUCUUGCACCGUUCGGCAGCUUCCUCGGAUCUCAUUUUCACAGACAGGUUCUUGCAUGUUUUGUCUACGUUCUCGAAUUACUUUCUCUUCUUGGAUUUUUGAUUACUGGUCCGCCUUUAUAUCUGAUUGCUUGUGGAGGUGCAAUAAUCCUUGCCGGGUUCGGAUUCUUCACACUUAUCAGCAAAGCAGGCGAGAAACUCAUGGAAGAAGUUGAGGUUUGUGCAAAGACCCCAUCCGGGUCGAAAGUAUAG
This is a messenger RNA of Cylicocyclus nassatus, 1203 nucleotides long. Lineage: Eukaryota; Metazoa; Nematoda; Chromadorea; Rhabditida; Strongylidae. The record is from the annotation of a GenBank genome assembly.